Messenger RNA from Myxocyprinus asiaticus (Chinese sucker), 1692 nucleotides. RefSeq lists its product as uncharacterized. The transcript has 2 exons. The record is from RefSeq and is a predicted model, not a curated record. Bases 1 to 1458 code for a protein of 485 amino acids. NCBI's taxonomy places the organism in Eukaryota, Metazoa, Chordata, Actinopteri, Cypriniformes, Catostomidae.
AUGUCUCGAUCAUCCAGCCCUGAUGCCCACUGGGAUCGACUAGAGACCUGGCUGAGUGCCCUGACUAGCACCCUUAUUCCUGAAGCCGCCAGGGACCUGCAGAACAUGAGCCGGGAACAGCUCGAUGACAACCUGAGCGCCUUGAUGGCCCCCGAUCCGACACAGGACUACAGCCACAAAGAGCUGGCCAAGAUCGUCGGGUCACUGGCCCAUAACCUCCUCGGCCAGGCAAAGCUGAGUGAAGCAAGCAUCUCCCGCCGGGAACAGGAAGCAGCAGCGCUGAAGCUCCAGGCUGAGGAAGCUCAGAGAAACUGGAUGCACGCUCAGAGUCAACUGGACCAGCUAACCUCGGAGACUCAGCACGAGCACAGGACAGCGGACGAAAAGGACCCAGAGCUGCAGGAGGAAGUAGAGAGACUCCAGAACGCCCUGACUGAUCUCCGUGUAGAUACAGCACGACGAGAGCAGCAGGAAAAGGACACCAGAGAGGAGCUGAGUAAAAAACUCCAGCAAGCUGAGGCUCUCCUGAGGAGAGCAGAGACUGAACUUAAAGAAAGAGAAGCCAGGGCCAAGGCCUGUGAGGGCCACCUGCAAAGUGCCCGGGCUGAAGUCAGUGCCCUGGCCCAACAAAGAGACUAUUUGAAAGAAGAACUUGACACAGUUCACCGAGAGCUUAAACAUUCAUAUAGACUCCCACUGCUCAAGACAUCACCUGCCAGCAUCCCAGAACCCCCAGCAGCAGAAAGGGGGUGGGAGCCUUUCCAAAGGCUGUCUUCCAGUCACGGUGUGUCACCUAAAGAAUUGGAUAAGCUGGCUAGAAACAUUCCCACUUUCACUCCAAGCCCUGCAGGAGGCCACGAUGUGAACGACUAUUUAAAAGACAUUGAUUUUCACUUGCAAACUGUUGCCAAUGUUACCACACGAGACAGACUCUACCUGCUCAGAAUCACCGCCAGCCGUGAAGUCCGGAGCUUUCUAGACCGACAGCCAGAAACAGUCAAAGUGGAUUACCAGCAACUGCAGCAGGCUUUGAUUAAAGAAUUCUCUGACCCAGAAUCAGAGCAAGGGCCGAUUACGGCCAUGGACCUUAAACAGGGCAGACAGGAAACCACGCAGUCUUUCUACAACAGGCUCAGACAAGCAUACUUCGGAGCACGGAAUGAGCCAGGAAUGGAAGAAGAAUUCAAUUUCAAAACUCUGUUCCUCCGGAACCUGCACCCAACAGUGAGUCACCAUUUGGGGGUUCUGGCUUGCCCACGGACUAUGUCCACCCAACAGCUGCGAGACUUAAGCCAUAAGGCCUAUACCAAACAAAGAACUGCUUCUGAAAAGAUGGGAAAACCCCCCACAAUCUAUCCUGUCACUAAUCAGAGUUCAGAACUUGCCCUAGAGGGCGCCGAGCCUCGCCACAGCAAUUGGGUACACCCUGACACUCGGCCUUGCCUUUGUCCUGUUUAACAGAGUCAACGGGGUGCAAAGGUCCAUGAACAGGUGCACAGCUGCCUUUCCUCGAACCUUCAAACGGAACCAUCGAAAAAGAGGGACCCAGGCAGAGACAAUGCUGAACGUGACCACGGUUAACACCACAGCUGAGGAUCCGAAGGCUGAGGAAAAUUAGAAACCACCUGCCAUCUAACCUUCAUGAUCCACCUGCCAUCUAACCAUCAGGAUCCACCUGCCAUCCGGCCUUCA